This is a messenger RNA of Dichomitus squalens LYAD-421 SS1, 288 nucleotides long. RefSeq lists its product as uncharacterized. The record is from RefSeq and is a predicted model, not a curated record. Lineage: Eukaryota; Fungi; Basidiomycota; Agaricomycetes; Polyporales; Polyporaceae. The transcript has a single exon. The annotation marks the transcript as partial.
AUGAGUAGCAAACUAUCAAGCACCCCUCACGAACCGGAGGACGAUGCAUGCGAAUGCUCAGUAUGCGUAACAAUACGGGAGGAGUCUGGCUGCACCCACCCCAUAUCGUGCAUGAAGAGAGCCACCAGGAUCCUGGACACGCUGUCGCCCAGAUGGGAUCCGAGAGGGACCCUGCUGGAGGACUACGAAGACAAUGAGUCAGAUGAAGACCAAAUGGAGAACGGAGAAAUUGACCUGAAGAACAAGGUCACCACGCACGGAACAAUCAGCGAGAUCUUCCGGAUCUUC